Messenger RNA from Rhodamnia argentea, 902 nucleotides. RefSeq names its product ethylene-responsive transcription factor RAP2-1-like. Gene Ontology annotation, molecular function: DNA binding; DNA-binding transcription factor activity. Lineage: Eukaryota; Viridiplantae; Streptophyta; Magnoliopsida; Myrtales; Myrtaceae. Gene Ontology annotation, biological process: regulation of DNA-templated transcription. Bases 227 to 775 code for a protein of 182 amino acids. The record is from RefSeq and is a predicted model, not a curated record. The transcript has a single exon.
CAUCACGCCACGUGGCGAAGAUUCCUGUAGACAUCAUGCGGUCCCUCAGGCCACCCACCUGUCGCCUCUCCGUCACUCUACUGUGGACUCGCCAGCAAGUUGCGGCUGCCCCCUCCGAAACCGCCACGCGUCGAACGCCCACCAACUUCUCCUGCCUCCUCCAUAUCUCUGUAUAUAGGGGUCGCGCUGCCACACCGGACGGCGAGGUCGUUCCGUUUGGGUUGACAUGGUACGGACCGGCGGAGCAAAGGAGACGAACGACCGCUCCAGAGCGUCUAACGCCGUGUUGCGAGCUCAUCACCAUCGUUACAAGGGAGUGAGGAUGCGGAAGUGGGGGAAGUGGGUGGCGGAGAUACGGCAGCCCAACAGCCGGGACCGCAUCUGGCUUGGCUCCUACGCAACCGCGGAGGAGGCGGCGAGGGCCUACGACGCCGCCGUGUUCUGCCUCCGGGGGCCGUCCGCCCUCCUCAACUUCCCUGACGUGCCGCCCGAGGUCCCCUCCUCAGCCGCCGGAGGAGGAGGAGGAGGAGUCUCGGCUUCCCAGGUCCAGAUGGCCGCUGCCAGGCAUGCUCGUGGCCAUAGAGCGGCUUCGGCGGCGACGGAGACCUCGACGUGCUCCCACGUGGAGCCUUGCGGUGGCCGCUCCCCGGAUGUUCUGCAGACUGCUCCAAACGGCGGCGGCGGCGGCGGCGGCGAAGGGGGUUUAAGCGGGUUCGCGACGGACGGAUGCUACUGUAGGACGGAACACGGAGUUUUCGGGCCAUAUACAAUUUGAAUCCUACCUGAGUUUUUCUUUUCUUCACAACAUAACACGAAGCAGUUGUACAGCUUUGGUUUGUAUGAAAUCCAAAGAAAACUCCUUUUCGUUUCUGCAAUGUUGAAGAUUCCAACAGCGAUCAUCA